AUGCCUCGCACCGCUGUAAAAGGCCAGGUCCUCGCCGACCUAGUGGUAGAAUUUGAGGAGCCUGCAACAGAAGGAAAAGAAAUGUCGGUUUUACUAGGGGCUGGUGAACAGGUGAGCAACACAGUUUCCCCGCGUGGACUCACUUGGUGGAAAGCAUACAUUGAUGGCGCAUCGAACCAAAGGGGCUCAGGGUUAGGAAUUGUCCUGCUCUCACCUGAAGGGAUAACAAUAGAGAAGUCAUUGAGACUCGGUUUUUCAGCCACGAAUAACGAAGCCGAAUAUGAGGCGCUAUUGGAGGAAAUAGGAAUGAUCCGGAAAAUGGGGGGGAAAUCCAUAGACAUGUUCUCGGAUUCAAGACUUAUUGUGGGGCAGGUAAAUGGAGACAUAAGUGGGAACACUCAUGCUGAUUCUCUCGCGACGUUGGCUACCUCCUCGGCUCAACCCCUACCUCGAGUCAUUUUGGUAGAAGAGAUCCUCCGUCCACUAACAGAGAAGGCCAAUGGGAUUGGAAUACAUAACAUCAGGGCAGGACCGAGCUGGAGGGACCCUAUCGUUCUGUACUUAAAGCACGACACCUUGCUAGAUGAUAAGGUUGAGGCUGGCAAAAUCAGGAGAAAAGCUACUCGAUUCUGGUUGUCGGAGGACUCCAAGCUUUACAGACGCUUGUUCUCGGGGCCGUAUUUGCUGUGUGUGCACCCAGAGGCUGCUGAACUCAUCCUGGAAGAGUUACACGAAGGAAUUUGCGGAAGUCACACGGGGGGUAGGUCUUUGUCUCACAGAGCCUUAACGCUGGGUUAUUGGUGGCCGAGCAUGCAUAAAGAAGCCCUGGAUUAUGUGAAGAAGUGCGACCAAUGCCAGAGAUUCGCUCCGAGCAUACACCAGCCUAGUGGAGAGCUAAACCCAUUGUCCAGUCCCUGGCCAUUUGCGCAAUGGGGCCUAGAUAUACUUGGUCCAUUCCCCAAGGCAACAGGGAACAGAAAAUUUCUUCUUGUCGGCACCGACUACUUCACCAAAUGGAGUAAUGGACAAGCGGAAGCCGUCAAUAAAACCAUAAUGAACGGACUGAAAAAGAGACUAGAUGACGCGAAAGGGAGAUUGGUAGAGGAGUUAGCCCAUGUCUUGUGGACAUACCGUACCACGCCUCGUAGGUCCACAGGGGAAACCCCUUUUUCAAUGACCUAUGGGGCCGAGGCUGUCAUUCCACUGGAGGUGAACUUCCCAACCCAGAGGACCACCACCUUCUGCCCCGCUACCAAUAGCAAACUUCUGGAAAAGAGCUUGGACCUCAUCGACGAAAGAAGGGAAGGCGCGAUGGUCCACCUAGCUAAUUAUCAGCAGAAGCUCAAGCAAGGUUACGACACCAAGGUGAAGUCCAGACCAUUAGCGCCUGGGGAUCUAGUACUGAGGAAGUUACUUAUGUAA
This is a messenger RNA of Quercus robur (English oak), 1422 nucleotides long. RefSeq lists its product as uncharacterized. The transcript is spliced from 4 exons. Lineage: Eukaryota; Viridiplantae; Streptophyta; Magnoliopsida; Fagales; Fagaceae. Gene Ontology annotation, molecular function: RNA-DNA hybrid ribonuclease activity; nucleic acid binding. Bases 1 to 1422 code for a protein of 473 amino acids. The record is from RefSeq and is a predicted model, not a curated record.